Messenger RNA from Dendrobium catenatum, 1300 nucleotides. RefSeq names its product probable rRNA-processing protein EBP2 homolog. Lineage: Eukaryota; Viridiplantae; Streptophyta; Magnoliopsida; Asparagales; Orchidaceae. Bases 103 to 1188 code for a protein of 361 amino acids. Gene Ontology annotation, cellular component: preribosome, large subunit precursor; nucleolus; nuclear periphery. The record is from RefSeq and is a predicted model, not a curated record. The transcript has 2 exons. Gene Ontology annotation, biological process: rRNA processing; ribosomal large subunit biogenesis. Gene Ontology annotation, molecular function: ATP-dependent protein folding chaperone; ATP binding.
AUCUGUCGGUCCUGUCAAGCUAGGGUUUCAUUCUACAAUUCCUUUCUGUUUCUGCCUAAAUUCUCUCGGCGCGCUCGAAUUUUUCUAUUGUUUCCGGUGUAGAUGGCUGGAAAAGGCGAAGGUCCGGCGAUCGGAAUUGAUCUCGGUACGACGUACUCGUGCGUCGGCGUUUGGCAGCAUGAUCGGGUGGAGAUCAUUGCGAACGACCAGGGCAACCGCACCACGCCUUCAUACGUCGCAUUUACCGACAGCGAGCGUCUAAUCGGCGAUGCUGCGAAGAAUCAGGUUGCCAUGAAUCCGACAAACACCGUCUUCGUGUUUCUUCAAUCCAGAAUGAAUGGCCUUACAGAGCAAAAAUAUUUAUUGACAAAGGAAACAAUGGAGGAAGAUGAUAUUGAUGAUGAAGAAAUGGAUUCUGGGUCGGGAUCUGAAGAGAUACCAUUGUCGGAACCUUCAAAAGAUGCUGUGUACAAUAGGGAAGGCCUCCUUGAAAAGCUUGAAGAAAUAGCCUGGCCGAAGGAUCUCGAAUGGAUCCAUAAACUGACUAUCGUUUACGAUCAAGCAGAAGAGAUCGAUGUGAAUGACGAUCUGACUCGCGAGCUCGCAUUCUAUAACCAGGCCGUCAAUGGCGCCAGAAACGCCUUCGAGAAAUUGCAGUCUAUGGGCAUCCCGUUCCUCCGACCUCCAGAUUUCUACGCCGAGAUGGUGAAAUCAGACAACCAUAUGCUGAAGAUCAAAAGCAGGCUCUUGGUGGAGAAGAAGAAGAUGGAGGAGGCCGAGGAGAGGAAGAAGGCGAGGGAGUCGAAGAAGAGAGCGAAGGAGGUACAGGCCCACAAGCUGAAGGAGAAGGCCAAGCGCAAGAAAGAAGAGAUCGAUUCUGUUAAAAAAUGGCGGAAGCAGCGGCAACAGAGCGGUUUUGCAAGAAAUAGUAAGGCCGAAGAAAUGGAUUUUGGAGAUGGAGCGAAUAGUUUCCAGAGAUCGAAUAAGAAGAGGCCUGGAGUGACUCCCGGUGAUAGAUCUGGUGGUUUUAAAGCAAAGGAGAAGAACAAGAGAAGGACCUUCAGGGAAAGCAAGUUCGGCCAUGGCGGAAGAAAGGGGAUGAAGAAGAAAAAUACUGCAGAGACUACCAAUGAUUUAAGUGUCUUCAACAAGAGUGAUCUUAGGGGAAGUAAGAAGAGGAAGAGGUGAGCUAUUUUUUUUUUAUAUAUUUCUUUCAAUGAAUGAAUCUUAGGACUCAAUUUAAGGCUUUGUUUGGGACGACUUUAUUAUUGCUUCUAAAAAUAGUUUUUUUGCAAAAAAU